This is a messenger RNA of Rotaria socialis, 732 nucleotides long. The record is from the annotation of a GenBank genome assembly. NCBI's taxonomy places the organism in Eukaryota, Metazoa, Rotifera, Eurotatoria, Philodinida, Philodinidae.
AUGAAUCUUAUGAACUUUGGGCGUGAGCAAAUAGAAAAUGGUACACUGAACAAUAUGCUUCAACAAGUUGGUAUCAAUGAUGUAAAUAAGUUUGUGAGUCAAUUUCGAAAUAAGGUCAAUCAAGAAGCUGCUACAACAGGAAAUAUAAAUCAUGCAAGUGGCCAACAAGCAACCGGUAGUUCACAGCCUGAUUUUAUGUCUAUGGGAUCAUCAUUUCUUAAUCAGCUCAGUGGUGGAAAUAAUAAAGGGCAAAGCAAAGGCUCUGGAGACUUAAUGAGUGGAGCAAUGAGUGCUUACAAAAUGUUUUCGGGAAACAAAGCUAGCAGUGAAAAAGGUGCACAAAGUGCUAGCGGCGGUGGUAAUCCGGGUGAUAUAAUGAAUAGUGCCAUGAAAGCUUAUAAAGCAUUCUCUGGUGGCAAAGAAAGUGGCACUAGUGGUGGAGGUAAUAUCUUCGAUACGAUUGGUACAACUUAUGAAAAUGCUCAAAAUCUACAAGGUUUUCUUAAACAAUUAGAUAAAAAUGGUGACGGUAAAAUUACUAUUGAAGACAUUCAACUUCUUCUUCAAGGAUUAGGACUUGGUUCUGUUUCACCACAUAUUUCUAAAGCUUUAUUCAAAGCUGUUGAUCAAAAUGGAAAUGGUGAGCUUGACUUAACUGAUGUUAUGGCUUUGGCAGCCAUAAUUAAUAAACUGAAUAGUCGAUUUGGUUCAGGUGCACAGAAACAGGCGUGA